ACGAUAAUUCCGUCCGUCUCGCCUCGCCCGUCACCAGCUUUCGCCAUUUUGUAUUCUCAAUCGCUUGAAGACGCGUUCGUUUGUCGCUGCGCAUUUUUCCGUAAAUUACGCAGCUAUACGUGAUCAAUUUCAAAGGAAAUGUAGGAAAUGGAAAUACGCAUUUAAUUCGUACGUGACGUGAUUGCAUCUGUAUCGUGGUUUUAAACUCGCAAUAUAGUGAUAACCGUGAUAACUGAUGUUCAGUGGAGGAUUGUAAUUGGCAUGGUGAGAGCAGCGCGAGCAGUCGUCGGGAAUCAUGUCGAAGGAGAAAGAAAUCGCGGAGGAGUAUGCCUCAAGCUUGGCGGACUUGACUGUGAACAGCAAGCCGCUGAUAAACAUGCUGACGAUUCUCGCGGAGGAGAACGUGGAACACGCCGGGGUUAUCGUUGAAACCGUGGAAAAGCAUUUGGAGAAGGUGCAUCCCGACAUCAAGCUGCCAGUUCUCUAUUUAGUUGAUUCCAUUAUCAAGAAUGUCGGCGGGGCGUACACACAGAAGUUCUCGCAGAGCAUCGUUAAUAUGUUCACUAGGACAUUCAAACAGGUGGAUGAAAAGAUAAGGUCACAAAUGUUCAAGCUGCGAGAGACGUGGCACGAUGUCUUCCCGGCCACCAAGCUGUACCAACUGGAUGUGAAAGUGAACUUGAUAGACCCAGCGUGGCCCAUCCAAGCACAGCCGCAGCAGUCUAACAUCCAUGUAAAUCCAAAUUUUCUGAAAAAGAAUGCAACAGCCGCCACGACUUCUGCGACUCCCAGUCUGACAGAAGAAGAGGAGAAGAUGCGUAGUAUCCUCGCCAAGAAGGAACAAGAACUUCUCAUGCUGCAACAGAAGAAGAUAGAGAUGCAACUGGAGCAGACGCGGCGGCAGUUGGAGAUGGCCGAGAAGAAUGCUAAGAAGUCGUCAGUAACCCCAGUGUCUGCACCGGUGUCAGUUAUGCCAAUCGCGAUGGUUAAUCCUGUGGUGGCUCCCGUAAUGCCCGCGGCGCCCGAGAUCAACCUCCCCGUCAAAGCCCGGCUUGGUCCUCCCGUGAGCAAGCCGGCGGGCGGCCGCAUCGCGCCCGUCAGCGCCGCGCUGGCCGCCGCGCGCCGCGACCCGCGCCUGGCGCGCCACCCGCCGCCCCCGCCGCCCCCGGCCGUCGCGGCCGCCGCCCCCGCCGCCCCCGCGCCGCACCCCGCGCCGCACCCCGCGCCGCCCGCGCCCAUAGCGCCCAACGUGUUCGACAUCAAGCCCCUGGAGCGCGUCACCAAGCGCAAGAACGUCAUAACGUACGACGUGCAGCCCGCGGCGGCGCGGCCCGCGCCCGCCCGGCCGCCGCGCCGCCGCGACCCGCGGCUGGACAAGCGCGGGGACGCCCGCCGCGACCGCGCCCGCGCCCGCAGGGACGAGCCCGACCGCAAGCCCGCCAAACCCGACGAGAACCACAAGGACGUCAAAAAGAACGACCGGCCCCUCGAUGACGCCUCUGUCGACAAAUAUAUCGACAAGCUCGUCGACCCGAAAAAGAUAAACAAAUUGCCGCCGAUCCCGAAAAUCAAUCGGGACGAGGCGAAGGAGCGCGACGCGCCGUCGCCGGUUAAGAGGAAGAAGGACGCCCCUAAAGUUGAUAAGAAGAAGAAGAAAGACGCGGAGGCUAAAGACAGCUCGAGCGGGUCCUCGCCGGAGAAGAAGGCGAAGGCCAAGGAGCGGGUGAAGCGCGCAAAGGAGCGCGAACCGGAGGCCACGCCGGUCGUCGCCUUCAAGGAGCUCAAGAACUACCACAAGGAGCGCUACAUGCGACGCAAUAAGGAGCAAUCCGAGAGCCCCGAGCCCGCGCCCUCCGCCCCCGCUGACGCGUCAAAUAUUCCCGAAGUGGUGAACAAGGAUGUGGACUUGCGAGUGCUUCCAGCGGUUGAGACUAAGCCAGCAGCCGUGGGCCAGAAGAGGCCGUCCACUGAAACGGCUGAAGGGAAAGCUAAGAAGAAUAAGCUCGAUAAGUUUGAUAUACUUUUCGGCAAUGAAGAUGUGGAUCUACGCCAACUGCCUCAAGUUGAAGAAGUGGCUCCACCACCGCCGUCUAUUGACUCAAUCAAUGACCACAAACUAGACGAUAUAUCCCCCCAAAGGUCCCCGAGGAGAGACUGGAAUGAAGUCAAAGAGAAGGAAGAGGUCAAGAAGACCCCUUCGAAGUUGGAUCUAGUCAGAGCGAAGCUAGCUGAAGCUACCAAAGGAAAGGAUAGGCUGGGCAGACCGCUGUUGUUUAGCAAGUCACCGAGCGUAGAAAGGGAAAGGCGACGUACGUUGAGUACGGAAGACACGGACUUGCGGCCCGAACCAGCUGAGGAGUUUGAUGCGGAAGACCAUAAGAAGACCAUCUCCAUCAUCAUGAACCAAGCCAAGGAGCAGUUCAGCGACGGCCAACUUGACAAGAGCCAGUACAAUACCCUCAUGUAUCAAGUACUACAGCUGAACGAAAAACUCAAGCUGAAAGAGGCGAAACAAAGGGAGUCUCUAGAGUCAUCCAAGAGAAAACUCAAGGCCCACAUACAGGAACAGAAUCACAAAAUAUCUAGUCCGAGAUCUUCGCCGAAUGCCCGGAAUACAUUCGGAGAUAUCGACGAAAGGGUUACUCCUUCAGUGUUUAUGGAUACUCCUCCAGACAGUCAAGGGUAUCUUCACGAUUCCGAUAUGAGGAUGGGCGCGAUGGACACCAUGGAUGGUCCUCGACCUGGGUUACUCCCCAUCCCCCCCGGAAUGCCGUCUAUGUACAACAUGCCUUACAACUGGCGCGGGCCUAGACCAAGAGUCGAUGAAUACGCACCUAGAAGAUUCAGAGGACCAGCGCCGCCGUUCUACAGAGGGAAGUUCGAUAAGAGAGCCCCUAGACCACCAUUUGACCCUCGAAUGCCUUUACCACCACUGCCUACUCCUAAAAUAGGCACGUAUCAGGGAGAAUGUCCGUUGAAGCCGUACGAGCCGAUGGAAGCCCCGCCGCCUUUAGGCGCUCCAGGCGUCGUCAUUCCACCAACUGAUUAUAAAGUCAUAGAGUACAUCGACCAAGACCCUGUUAAAACUAUUCAAAUAGACGGUGUUCCGCGCGAGAUCAGGUUCUACGGAGACACUGCCAUCAUCAUGCUGGACUGGGAUGAUCCUAGAGAAAUUAAGUUCUUGCCAGGUUGUAGACGCGUCACGUUCGACAACAAAGAUUCAGUCGUUCUAUCCUUCAACGAACCUUACAAACAAGUUGAGAUAGACGAUCAAGUGUUCGACAUGAGGUUCGGAGCGCCGACGAGAGAGCUGUUCAUAAACGGUAGAUGGUGGGAGUGCUACUUUGGAGGGCAGCCUCUAGGAGUCAUUAUUGACGGGAAACCGAGAUUAGUGCAUUUAGAAGGGCCGUUGCCGCAAGUAGACAUUGGCAAGACGAAGCGAACGGAUCUUGUCGCGGGGAAGAUAAACUUAAUCGUGAAUGCUACACAAAUGUGCCCAGUGUACCUCGACGCGAAAGUGCAAAAAAUCACGAUAAACGGCCAGUUCUUUACUAUACGCUUUGUAGACUCUCUGAAGACAGUUUUGAUAAACGAACAGCCGUUUAAAGUUGAGUUUGGGGAUUUACCGAAGCCUAUAACUGUGGGCAACGAGAAGUAUUUCAUUCGGUUCUCGGCGCUGCCUAGGAAUGUGAAACCUGGGUUCAUAAAGAUAGCGAACAUGGAAGGGUCGAUGUUACCAGCGGUGUUGCCUCCAGUACUGUCGUUGGGGCUACCAAUGCUGCCUACCGCGAUGGAAGUGGAUGAAGAAGCACCUCGCCCGAACAAGACGCCCAGUCCCGUCGGCGUAAACCAAGGUUUGGACAUGCUAGCAAGUGUAAUGCCUUCAAACAUGGAGACACCGGCUUCAGCAUCAGCCUACAGUCUUGCUGAGCCACUUUUCGCGAAACCAGAGAAAAUCCCAGGCCUUGAAACCCCUGCAGAAGAAAAACCGCCUACAGCCACCCUCCCUAUACUAGGAAACAUCAAUGUAGCCGAUCUAUUUGCCAAGUUGGUAGCUACAGGGAUCGUGAAAAUGCCUGAUGAUGUCAAAGCGGAAAACAAAGAUGUUGUCCGUGAAAAGAAAGAGGAGGUGAAGCCAGCUCCACCGAAAGAAGACAAGACUAAGAUACAUAGGGUGGAUCUCCUCAGACCAGAGACUUUGAGAGUCAAACAACCAGGCUUGGUAGCCAAGCUGUACGGCGGCAUGCAAUGCAGCGGCUGCGGGGCGCGCUUCCCCCCCGAGCACACGGUCCGCUACUCGCAGCACCUGGACUGGCACUUCCGCCAGAACCGCCGCGAGAGGGACUCCGCCCGCCGCGCCCACAGCCGCCACUGGCACUACGACCUGUCCGACUGGGUGCAGUACGAGGAGGUGGAGGAUCUUGAGGAGAGAGAGAAGAGCUGGUUCGAGGUGGGCGGCGAGGCGGCGGCGGCGGGCGAGGCGGCGCCGGAGCCCCCGCCCUCGGUGGCGGCCGGAGCGCCCGCCGACCAGCACUGCGCCCUCUGCGGGGACAAGUUCCAGCAGUUCUACAACGAGGACCUCGAGGAGUGGCACCUCCGGAACUCUGUGCGCCAUAACGACUGCAACUACCAUCCCGCCUGCUACCAGGACUAUAAGGCGUCACUAACGAAAGAAGAGCCCGAAGCAGCAGAAGCGGAGUUUGUGGAGGAAGUACCGCUGCAGGAGCCCUGCAUAGUGGACGCGGACGACAUCAACUCGCAGUCCGACACGGAGUCAGUCGUUGAGGUCGUCGAGACAGAGGACAACCUGCCGGUCGAGAUCGAAGAGGAAGGCGAUGAAGACGACGUGGUCUUCAAAGCCGAGCCAGUGGAGGAGGUCGUGGUGAACGACGACGCGGACACGGAUGAUGAGACCGUCACUGAACGCGCGGAGAGGGACCGGCUCGCCAUGAUUGACUUUGCCAAGGUCAAGGUCAAACAGGAGCCUAUCGACCCUGACGACGAGCCGAUCCUGUGCUCGGUGUCGCAGCCGGGCGUGCCGGAGCCGUCGGCGCCGCGCGUGCAGUCGUCCAUCGACGGCAACGUGGUGGCCGCCGCGCCCGCCGCCGCGCCCGCGCCGCGCCCGCUGCCCAUACGCAUCAACAUCUCCAAGCCGCUCGCGCCCGCGCAGCCGCUAGACAGGAUGUUGGAAGAUGUCUCGGCAGAUGACGAGCCUCUACCACCCGGUGAGGAGCCCGAGCUAGAAUACACCCUGAAACCAGGACUCGAAGGUGUACAGUUCAGCAGACAACCGCCCGUGCAGAGGGGCAAUGAACUCUCUGGAUUAUGCUCCAUUAUGUAGACUACACAUAGUCCCACUGUUUGGCAAAGACUUAAGGUCAUAGUCCACUUAUACGAACCUGCUACCACCAGACUAAUAAAUUAAUAACUAACAUCAUUCAAAUAUUGGCUUUGCGAUAUAGUUUAUAAUGACAACAUAAAUUAGCAGACAGAUCAGUGGCGUAAAGCCAUCAGAUUGCUCGGUAGUUGACCGCCAGCAGUCGUUUUAGUCUAGGGCGGUCUUAUAGCAGAGUCGUGUAAGUGGGCUAUGAUUUCUACUCAGGGUACAAGAAACUGUAAGAGAACUGUGUUCUCAUAAACCAGUACACAUAAUGUACAAGAUUGAAAGACGGUCAGUGUGAACUGCAGGAUUGAUUUUAUAGAACUGAAUGAAUCUAGUGAAGGUGUAAAAACAUUUUGAAGGUUUAGGCGCAUAAUGACAAAAACGCAAAAUGACAGACUCGUAAAAUGACAGACGUUAAUAGAUUGUCGCAAAUUGUCAAUAACGCAAAAAACCAGAUUCGCAGAAUGCCAGACUCGCAGAAUGCCAGAUUCGCAGAAUGCCAGAUUCGCAAAUAAUGUGAUCGGUUAUUUAGUUUAAAUACGGCUUUAUUAAACUUAACAUGAUUUAUUUAUAUAUUAUUAUAUAAACUAUUAGGUCCAAGACAAAAUCAAAGAGGAAAAUGUUGAUGCUACCUCACAUCAUUACAUGUGUUCUAAAAAGGAAUUUAGAGUGAGCGUUUCGUAAUAGUGUUUGCCAAAGUGUUUACUAAAAUCGAGUAUUGGGUAAUUAUCUUAUUUACGAACAUUUGUUUCGAAGUAUUUAGGUUUAUGUUCAAUAUGUUAAUAUAGAAAUCCACACGAUAGAGAAGAAAUACUUCAAGUAUUCUGUGUUAGUGUUUAUUCUGGCGAACCAAAAGUAAUUUUAGUAUGAUAGGUCCAAACCUACUAGUUUUAGAGCUCAAAUCUCAAAGCUCGAAAUAUGUCCUGUCUCCUACUAAAGCCAUUUCAAGGCGACGAAUGAUCACCUACUUACAGUUAAGGACUGUAUCAAAAGUUAUUUGUAGCUCUGCCCACACCAUUAGGUAUGUGACGCGCGUAAACUUGUGUAUGUAUGUGUGAAAUUUGGGCCACCCGAAUCAGCAUCAUGAAUCAUUAUGUGUGUAUAUUUGGCAAAGUAUAGAAUGGUAAUGCUCCGCCCCGCGCGAAUACAUAUCGGGCGCCGAGCUAUAUUUACCUCACCCCCUCUGGGUCUUAUGUAGACUAACAUAACAUAAGUCGUUAAGGAGUAAGGGUGAGCGCGCGUAGACUGUGUCUCGUUCGCACUCGCGCGGUAAUUCGGCACACAGUAGGAAUGAAGUUUUUAAAUGGAGUCUAUGAAUCGUAAUUAUAUAUUUGUGAAAAGCUCCAGGUUUGUAACAUUACAAAAUACAAAUUGUUUAUAUGUGAUAUUAAAGUUAAGUUCCUGACUUAAUAAGCAACGAAGUAUCGUUUUGUUUCGUAAUCGUAAUGUAUAUUUAGUUUUGUAAAUAUAUACUACUUUGUAUAUAGUGUACUCUGAACCGGCGUGCGUGUAUAGAACGAUUGAUGAAUGUGGAGGAAGCAAGGGAAGUGUGUCAGGAUCGAAGCAAAUGGAAUUCCAUAAACUCUGCUUACCCCGGUGAGAAAUUGGCGUCAGUUUAUGUACGUUGUAUAUAGUUUUCGCGAGUUGUGUUGAACGUCGGAUCCUCUAAGCUCCCAAUGAGUAUGGAUACCUAGUAUAUAAGUUUCUAUAGAGGGUAUAAAUAAGCCUAUUUCA
This is a messenger RNA of Pectinophora gossypiella (pink bollworm), 7117 nucleotides long. RefSeq names its product pre-mRNA cleavage complex 2 protein Pcf11 (gene Pcf11). The coding region runs from base 296 to 5341 and encodes 1681 amino acids. Gene Ontology annotation, biological process: termination of RNA polymerase II transcription. Gene Ontology annotation, cellular component: cytoplasm; mRNA cleavage factor complex. Gene Ontology annotation, molecular function: phosphatidylinositol binding; RNA polymerase II complex binding; ubiquitin binding. The transcript has 17 exons. The record is from RefSeq and is a predicted model, not a curated record. NCBI's taxonomy places the organism in Eukaryota, Metazoa, Arthropoda, Insecta, Lepidoptera, Gelechiidae.